This is a messenger RNA of Ochotona curzoniae (black-lipped pika), 1002 nucleotides long. It is a transcript of the gene ZNF346, whose product is annotated as zinc finger protein 346. Lineage: Eukaryota; Metazoa; Chordata; Mammalia; Lagomorpha; Ochotonidae. Gene Ontology annotation, molecular function: zinc ion binding; double-stranded RNA binding. The record is from RefSeq and is a predicted model, not a curated record. The coding region runs from base 1 to 933 and encodes 310 amino acids. The transcript has 8 exons.
AUGGAGUGUCCCGCUCUGGCCACGGUGGAGGCUGCAGACCGCGCAGGGGCUGGGCCUCACCGUCGCUCGGAGGAGCGGGAGGGCGGGGAACCGGACGGGGUGCGCUUCGACCGCGAGAGGGCGCGCCGCCUGUGGGAAGCCGUGUCGGGCGCGCAGCCGGUGGGGAGGGAGGAAGUGGAGCAUAUGAUCCAAAAGAAUCAGUGUCUCUUCACCGACACCCAGUGUAAAGUCUGCUGCGCCCUGCUGAUCUCGGAGUCCCAGAAGCUGGCCCAUUACCAGAGCAAAAAGCAUGCCAACAAAGUGAAGAGAUACCUUGCAAUCCACGGGAUGGAAACACUCAAGGGGGAGCCGAAGCGACUAGACCCAGAGCAGAAGAGCAGCAGAAGCAAAGACAAGAACCAGUGCUGCCCCAUCUGUAACAUGACCUUUUCCUCCCCUGUCGUGGCCCAGUCGCACUACCUGGGGAAGACCCACGCAAAGAACUUAAAGCUGAAGCAGCAAUCCACUAAGGUGGAAGGUACUGAGAAACACGUUUCUUCUUUUUUCCUUCUGGCUUCCACCUUAGCCUUGCACCAGAGUAGAGAGAUGAUAGACCCAGACAAGUUCUGCAGCCUCUGCCACGCCACCUUCAACGACCCCGCCAUGGCCCAGCAGCACUACAUGGGCAAGAAGCACAGGAAGCAGGAGACCAAGCUCAAGCUCGUGGCGCACUACGGGCGCCUGGCGGGCCCAGCUGUCGCCGACCUGGCAGCUGGGAAGGGCUACCCUUGCAAGACGUGUAAGAUAGUGCUGAACUCCAUCGAACAGUACCAAGCUCACGUCAGCGGCUUCAAACACAAGAAUCAGUCACCAAAAACAACCGUGUCACCCUUGGGCCAGAUCCCAGCACCACAGCAACCCGUGCAACAGGAUGCCGCCGCCCUGGGAGAGUAGAGGUCCCCGCCCGGCUCCGCUAGCCAGCUCCCUGUGACCGUCACGUGGCUCUCUCUUCCCUCUUCCUCA